Varroa destructor (honeybee mite) is the source of this 6014-nucleotide messenger RNA. RefSeq lists its product as uncharacterized. The record is from RefSeq and is a predicted model, not a curated record. Lineage: Eukaryota; Metazoa; Arthropoda; Arachnida; Mesostigmata; Varroidae. Gene Ontology annotation, molecular function: protein binding.
CGCUACGGAGGACUACAUUGGUUGUGCGACUAGAAUCGCAUGGCUUUGUUGUGGCUGCUCGUUGCUGUUACUGCUACGGGGAUCUUUCGUUGCCGCUGCUCGCAGGUGUUACUUACAGUCGGUCAGUGAGCAGUUAUUCAUGGUGAUCUACGGCGAUGAUGAUGAUGGUGUAGUGUUCUACUUAAACAAUGUCAUGAAAGCGUAACGAGGCAAAAAGGGGCAGACAGAAAAAAGAAGAACUUUAAUCUAUGCAUAUGUAAACCGGCGAUGCUAUAACAAAGAAAAACUCAAAAUCAUCAGGAAUCGUUUACAUCGCCGACGCGAAGAAUGCGCACGUUACGCAACGGCGACAAUCAAAAAUAGGUUGUUUAUUGUCUACACACAGGUAUUUUAUACAGAGAAAUUCCAUGUUCGAUUUUCUUUUGCUGCUACUUUGCCCUGACGGUCUGUUUGCGUUGUUGGUAAAAGCGGUGCAGUGUCCCCACCGAAAGUUGCCGCUGCUGCUAUUGAACUCAGCGGAGUUCUACGGGGGAUUUCUUGUGAGCAUCGGUUGCUACUAUUGAAGAGGAAAAUAACGAAGUUCUUAGCGCACUAGCAGGGUGCUGUACGAGGAUUGGAAACGGGAAGUUAAAAGGCGGCUGAAAGAACAGAAGACGAAAAAUGUAAAAACAUUUCGGGCUAGGCCACUGAGAAAACGUUUCUCCGGAUAGAAAGAAUUUUAUCUAGCGGUGGCGAGGUGGUUACAGUGAUAGACUAUUUUUUCCCAAGUCCUCAUAUUGUGCGCCUGACUGUGUGUGUGUUCUUGCUCUUUAGCGUCCGAUAACUUUACAGCAAGAAAGUCAACUAUAGAAGAAACUUGGAAAAACUAACUCAGUAUUAAAGUUGCCGGUAAAACGGGCCUGAUUGCUGGACCAUAUUUGACAAGCGUCAUUUAUUCUGUUAGACGAACAACGUUAUACAAACUAGACCCUAACAUCUUAGCGAACCUUUAUCGUUCAAAAAUCCGACAAUCUGUCGCUUUAAAUCUCAAACAAGUUAUCCCAAAGAAUGAUGGAGCCUGCCUAGAUGCUACAAUUACCGGCCAGUAGUGGAUGUGCGCGUGGUUAAACGAUUCGUUUCACAGUCUGGUAGUGUGACGGAACCCCGUCGGAGGAAUAAAUCGCGCUACUGUUUGUGCGUUUUUCAGUUUCGUGCCGAUCUUCGACGGCGUUCCACCAUCACCUGACAAGAAAGGACAGUAAGUACUGUGUGUGUGAAGUGUAUAGAAGUGGUGUUCUUUCAAUUUGAUGUUGGAAGAGUAAACUGACGAAUGGUGCAGUCGCUACCACGGGAAGCUGUUAGUCGUUGAGAUUGAGGGGAAGCCGGCGCGGCCAAUACGAAGAGAGUCAAUCUCCAGCCAGGUAAUGAACAUUGGUGGCCAUCCUCGCACGCCAUUUUCUGUUUGUUGGCGUUGUUAUUUUGUAGGCGGCAGGCGACCACGUACUGCUGUCGUGCACGGGUCGCACGCAAACGCGAACCCGCGAACUUCGAACGCGGGGCGCGAUCGUCGUUUAUGGACGCGUCCCCGUAAUUUUAGUCCCUUCAGUCACGCCGUUUGCGAUUGGAAAACUUGCAGUGAUAGUGGCCAGACCGACGGUAGCAAAGAAGGGGAAAAAGGGGAGGAAGAUCAUCAAGAAAACUGGACAAAAACGAAAGCCAGCCACAAAUACGACGGGACGAAGGGGAAAAGUUGGAGGUGGCGCUACUGCAGAGUGAACUUUCACCGCUAGAGGCAGAAGUAGCAAUAGAUAAAAUAGCGGAUACGACUAACGCGACGUUGUGGGAAGAACGGGAUCAGCACGAGAAAGAUUCAUUAGACUGCUUGCUUAUAGAGUCAGUGUAUCUUCUCGAACGAAAAAAUCUGAAAGAGGAUCGAAGUAAAACGACAAAGCUAACGAACGGAAGAGUUGGGUGGUACACGCAUUUGCCAGCAAUUAACAGUCUCAUUGUUUUCGCAGGCCAUGGCACAGCAAAACGAAGCUUCUACUGAUGAUGCCCGGUCACCGAAUCUAAAUGUGUCGGCAGACGAGUGGGAGCUCGGUGACGAGAACGACGUUGUAAAUUCGUUAGCGUCUCGUCGUCUUAUAUUGCGUCGGAUCGCAUCGCCGUCCCGAAGCCGGAGCGGGCACAGCCAAAACAAAGUGAAAAAUCAAAACCACAUCGCGCAGCCACAGCAACAUCACAAACAACAAUACAACAAUCAUCAUAACCAGCUGCCUCAACGACAACAACAACAACAACAACUUCAAUUAGGCAACAAUCGACAGCAGAUGGGCGUUACAAGGCAGGCAAAUGAUCAUGAUCUGCACCACUAUUCCCCUUUAGGCGAAAACAACUCGACGCCUACGACGACGUCGGCGACGACUCCAAGUGCCAACGCGACCCCUGAUAACUGCCCUCAGUUAGCUGUCUACCAUCAGCGCCACCGGCCCUCACGUCAUCACGGCGGCUUGCAACAGCUGCACCUGCACAGCAGCCCGCAAGUCUCCAAUCGAAUGGAACAAGACGGCCUACCUCCCCGAAAGGACGUGGUGCAGCAGUCUUCCACCGAAGAGGAAUACAGCGAGGCGCAUGGUAAUCGGCUGGCCAAUGCCUUGUUCCGAACGGCGUCACGCGGCCUGGUUCAACCAGUCUCGACAGCUGUCCCUUCUGCCGGGGUACAUAUUUCGCGUCAUACAGACUCGUCAUCCGUUCACCCGCAAAGGAUAUUCUGCUAUCUGGACCAAGGCUCACCAGCUCGCUACCAAUGGAGAAGCUGCAAUCUGAAUUGUGAUAUCCACGAGGGGUGGCUGAACGAGGACCAAGUGCGCAGAGUCAGGAAGCAGCUGUACGUCAACAAUCGGGUAAGUGAACAAGACAGUCCACAACGUCCGGCAUCGAGGUCAUACCGUCACCAACGGCGGAAUACGUUCGCUCACCAACAUCAUACACUGUCUGAUCGGGAACGAGAAAGCGCUGAACGGAAGGUGACUCAACGGCAAUACGGCAGCAGUGCUGCAGUUCCAGUACAUGGCGGCAGCGGCCGAUUACAUACGCAACUGGCGCAACUUCACAGCGAGCUUCACGGGGAUAAUUGGUCGAGUCCAGCUCACCACCGCUUGCUCCAGCAGCUGACAACGGGAAGCCAACCACCGCUACAGCAUCACCAAGGCCAUCAGCAGUAUCGUCACCGGUUCGAUCUGAGUUAUGGUCGUGAAGUGUGCUAUGAUCCUCAUCGGGAUCCGGAUCAUUCGUCUGACCUCAACAUUCACAAUUCGCGUGUAGCGAUGAGGUCGAGCGACUUCGAGUCUUCAGCCCCUAUAGAGAUCGAGAGUACAAAGCUAGCCAACCCUGAAUCCGGUAUCGAAUUAGAAGGAAUCGACGGUCCAGGCAGAAGUAGCACUUUUACCCAGCACCACCUGCUGCAGCAGCGGGCGAGCUUACGCCGCCAAUCGCGCCGCCUUACACGGAACUUCUCGAUCCAGCCUGAUCUUGAAGCCAGCUGCGUACUUCAAAGAAGGCCCGACCCGCAACCGAUCGGGCCUCUGGGCCACGGUCCUAGUCAGACGGCACUCCAGGGCUUGCCCGGAAGCUACUCUGCGCAACAUUCGUCGGGCGGGACCCUCGACAGUAACAGCCAGCGGCGUCGCCUGAAGACGCGCUCUACAAGCGUCGACAUCUACUCCACCCCGACGCGGGCGUCGGUUGCCACCCUUUACGCUCACCCUAAUCCAUAUGCAACGCCUGAAUACUAUGGUAACUGCGAUGAAGCCUGGCUCUCGGGGGACGAAGUGAGCAUUAUGAGUGGCUCGGCAUCAUCGAGCUGCUGCUGGACGACCGGCAUAUCAUCGGGUUGCGGGGGUGGGCAUUGCGAGGAGACAACGGCGGGCUCUGGUCGCUCGUCGUCGGCCAUGCACGCGGCCAACUCGCAGGGGGGAGUACCGCUCACAGGGGGGCAUGGGCCACAUGUGGGAAGCCACGGUCCGCGUACACGCGGAGUUAGCUCGACGUCAGUUGUGCGUCGUUCGUUAUCGAACGCAUUAACCAGCCCCGCGUUGUCACCCUCAAGAACGGCCAUGUCGUCGGUGCGCUCACGGGACACUGGUUAUAGCGAGGGGACCUGCCGAUCCAGUUCAUCAUCCAGCUCAAGUAGCGAUCAUUCGAGCACGUCUGGAGCGCUGGCCUCAGUUUCGGAUGAUGACGACGACGAUGACGACGACGAUGAUGACGACAAUGUGGUCGAAAAUGAACAUGUGUCCUCAAAGCAACAGCAGACGCCAAAACCUUCAAAAAAGGUAGGUCGUACUAAGUCGUGCCCGGUGGCCACAUCAUGGCCCCAACGGCUCUUGGCCGUUCGCGACUUACAGGACACCUUGCUAGCAGUCCCUGCCCCGCUGGCGCUUCGUAGCCGAGGCGAUUUUGUAUGGCCACCGACAAGCCUUUUAUCACAUGAAACCACCCACGAAAUCAUUGGUGUCAGCGAGCAAACCCCUGUGUCCCUUCGCGAGAGUUCUACGCAUCUGCAGGACGCGGGGUCGUCCGUGGAACCGUUGACGCCUCUCAUCUCGUUGGCGGCUUCUUCCCAGUCGCCGUCUCCUGCUGGCGCCUCUCCACAUAGUAAUCCCUACUGCCACGACCGAAGUAGCCCCUGCAUUGAGAAAGACUCGGCGAUCUCAGAGUGCAGAAGCCCCCAGCUAACAGACCGCUCUCCUGUGUCCCCUUCUCUGACGAGGGCCCUCAGCACCGAUACCCGAUCGAACAAGGGCAGCGAUGGAUGUUCCACUGGAGGGACUGCUUCUCCAUCCAAGGUUCUUUCAACGAAUUCAAGUAUGGAAAAAAGGUCCGACUCUGAGGAGGGUGCUGACGGACCUCGGAAACCUCAAGAAGAUCAGGAACGCUGCACCGCUGGUGACAACGCUAACGACGCACCUCCAGGCGGACGCGAGCGCAAACCGUCGAAGACGUCGACAGAUCGCGAGUCGGACCGUGAACGCGAACAAGCUGGAGGCCGGGAAAAGCGCCUCUCGUCAUCCACUCCGACACUCGGCGUUCAACAUUCGCUUGAUUGCGACUUCGGGGAUAAGCUGCACACGGCCAAGCCCGAAAUCGACGAAGGCGACUAUGGAAUUGGACCAACGUAUAAGAAGAUGAGUGAGGCAGAGUAUCUCUCCCGCCUGAGCAUCCAUGAUGCCGCCAAAACGGGCGACCUACAUGUCAUCAAACUCCUGAUUCGCCGGGAUAAGAAACGAAUGGAAACUGUGGACGAGCGGGGUUGGACUCCACUACAUUUAGCUGCCGCGAACGGGCAUACCGACAUUGUAAAGUACCUGUGCAGUGAGGGCGCACAUAUACGCGCGUUGGACCCGACGGGCUAUACGUCAAUGCACGUAGCGGCAAUGAAUGGAAACGAGCCGUGCUUACAGGUCCUUCUUAAGAUGGGCGCUGAUGUAGAUAAUGAAGCCAGUGACGGAUUCACACCGCUACAUCUCGCCACUCUCAACUUUACGAAACAAACAGAACAAUGAUGCAUAUAAAAUUUUAAAGGAUUUCCUAAUGAGAUGUGAUCGAUAACGAAUCGUCUGCUGCCAACUUGUGCUCAAAGGCGAGACGCCGUUCACGGGUCGAAAAGCCAAUACGGAAUGCAUCAGUUGAAACAAUCGUAUCUCCGUAUUACCGUUAGAUCUGUUGGUAGCCGUCAGCCGAAUACGCUUCUGUAAUAGAUACAUACGUUGUUAACGAGAAUUUCAACUAUCGUUGCCUAUAUACACUUUGAAACACAAUGUCCAUUGCAGUACAAAUUCGUAAAUUACCUGUACAUAAGCUCAGGAUGUGGACAGAAAUCGUUGACGUUAUGUGGGGUUAUGUGUUUUUUGUGAUUGUCUGCGCCGUGAUUGCGUUCGCAGCAACCACGCUGACUGUGUAAAAACGCUGUUGGCGUGGGGAGCAAACAUGGGCCGUGAGGACGCACUUGGACGUACCAUUCAGGAUAUGGUGGA